AUGUUUGCUCGGGAACUCAAUAGAUCAUGCAUUAUUAGGGAUCAAAUUGGCUAUCAAUUGUUUCAUGAUUGUAGUUCGAAGUUAAGUGUUGGAAAUAUAAGGAAUAUCAAUAAGGGUAGUUUUAAAUUCUUCUUGAAUCCAAAAUAUAAACUUAAAAAAAAUGAUGUCACUCAUACCAAAUUUAAGAAAUCUCUGACUCGAAAAGAUAUAGAAUCAAUAAAUGAUUAUUUUUUGAAAAGAACCAAAGGGUUAGAACCAGAUGCAACAAUCAAGCAAUUGGAUGAGAUUAGCAAAGAGUUUCAUGAAAGAUUUGAUAAAAGAUACUUGGAACCCUCUAAGGAAUGGUUACACUGCCAGGCAAAACAUGUUUCGGUAUUAAAAAUUCCUCCUACAUUUCAAUUCAAUUUUGAUACUCUGUGGAACAUACCAUUGCAAAUUGGUGAUCUUGUAUUAUUGAAAUCUCAUCCACAUGAAUUAUCUAUGUGUGUUGGGUUACCUCAUUCUGUUACAGAUCCGAGAUACACAUUUGUCACAAUAAAUGGGACCAUUAUUUUUCAUCCAAAAAACCAAAUUCAUUUAAGGAUCCCUCACAAAUUGCCUAAAGAUAUUAAAAGUUUAAUUCAAAAAGAAUCAGAUCAUGGUUAUGAUUCAAUUGGCACAAUAAGAGACAAAAUAGGUUCCACUGUCAUAUUGCCAUCUGUGGUUCGAGAAAAAUUAACCAGUAUUCCAACUUCAAAAAUCACAAGAAAUGCUUGGCUACAAUUACCCAUUGUUAUUAAAAAGUUGAAAUUACUAAAUAGAUGGCUACAAAAAGAUGAAAAACCUUAUCAGAUCUCAUUUCCAUAUUUGGUCAAACUUGUAGAAAAAUUGGAUUUAAAUAAAUAUAAAGAUCAAAAUUAUUUAAAACAAUUGACUGUUGGCACAAAAAAUUUAAAUAAUAAUAAUAUUUAUAUUAAUUUGAAUGCAUCUACUUUUCUUGCUACUUAUUGGGGGGUAAAAGAGCAACAAACUUUCAACAUGUGGGGUGAUCUUCAUAUUAACUCUGCAAUUCUAUCUCCUAUCUCUGUAACAAUAUUACCAAUAGAAUCAAGACAAUUAUUCUAUCACAAGCUACUACAAAGAUUUAGUGAAAACAAUCAUAAAGCUAUUGAUAAAUUUAUCACAUUAGUAGAAACGAAUCAAUAUGACAAAAUAUCCAAUGAAUUUGAAGAUAUUAUACGGGUUUUAGAAGACUAUUCAUCCGGGAACUUUGUUAAAAAUAUUAAGAAUAAUCCAAUUGUUACAAUUAUAUCAACAAUUUUUAGGAAAUUACCUAAAUAUCAAAAUAAAGAUAUUACUAAAGAUGUAUGUUUUGAAUUAUUACAAGAUAUAUGUCCAGAUUAUAAAUAUGUUAACCCUCUUUUGAAUAAUUUACAUGUAAGGAGUCAGAUAGAGAAGAGUGCACCAAUAUUUGAUUUAUACAGAUAUGAUGAAAAUGAGGAGUUGUUUGAGAAAUCUUCUCCAUUUUCCCAACUUUAUAAGGAAAUAAAUUGUAAGAGAGUAGACUAUACCAAAUUACCUGUAUAUUGCAUCGAUUCAGAACUAGCUCAUGAAAUUGAUGAUGGUAUUUCUAUCAUGCAAAGAGAUGAUAAUCUUUAUACCUUAUAUAUUCACAUUGCAGAUCCAGUAUCAGUGUUCCCUGAAUCAUUAACUGGUAACCAUAUCUCAAGUCCCUUACUAAAAAUAGCCUUAGAAAAAGCCUUUACUACAUAUUUACCAGAUAUUGUAGAUCCAAUGUUACCAAAGUCAAUAACCCAAUUGACAGGGAUGGGAACAUCAGGUAAGAACAGUAGAGCAAUUACAUUUUCUGUUGAUGCAACUUUCAUUAAUGAGCGUCAAUUUAAAAUUCUUGAUAAUACAUUUAAGAUAGAAUUAAGUUAUGUUUCACAUUUUCCUAAAGUUACAUAUAAUACGGUUGACCAAAUAUUGAGUAAUGAUAAAAAUUUUCCUGCGUCUAGCUCCAUGAAAAACGAUUUGGAUCAAAUGUCCAAAAUAGCUCGAGAACUAAGGAAAUAUCGUAUUAAUGAAGGUAAUGCUGUUAUAUUUGGUGAAGGAUUUAAUAGAGGUUUGGUACAGUUAGAGUCAUCCAGUGGCAAAAUACCACAUAUUACUUUUAAAAAUCAAAUAGAAUCACCUUCCACUAUUUUAGUAUCGGAAUUUAUGAUUUUGGCUAAUAGACUUACAGGUAACUUUUUUAAACAAAACAAUAUUCCAGGAGUAUUUAGAACUUAUAAUGAUUUAUCUCUGGGGCCAAUUGCAUACAAAAGUUAUGCAAGACUACAAGAACAAACUAGGAGAGGGCAUAUUCCAGAUAUAACUGAUGUUGUUAAAUUAUCUUCUUUACUGAAUUCCAGUGUUUACUCAAGUUCUCCACUUCCACAUAAAAUGAUUGGUGUAUCUUCGUAUUUAACUGUUACGUCUCCCUUAAGAAGAAUGCCGGAUUUGAUCAAUCAUAUUCAAAUACAUAGAUACUUGAACAGGCUGGGUUUGGCCUUUCAGAAAAAAGAUAUUGAUAGUAUGCUAUGGGGGCUUCAGUCAAGAGCGGAUAUAAUCAAAUCUCUUGCAAAUAAUGUUUCUUCUUAUUGGACUUUGAAAUACUUAAAAAAUAAAGUAGAACAAAACAGCAAUCAAUGGUUUGAGGUAUUGGUGACAUCAUAUCCCUUUGAUGGGAAAGUGCAUUGUGUCUUCCCAGAAAUGACGUUUGCUCGUGGGAUUUUGAAAAUACCCACUAACACGCCUCAUCCAAAAAUAGGGACACGAAUUAAGAAUUGUAAAAUAGUCAAUAUAGAUUGUUUGGAGAACAACCUUGAAUUGGAAAUUGAGCAAAACUCUUGUAAAUAA
Arxiozyma heterogenica is the source of this 2880-nucleotide messenger RNA. It is a transcript of the gene DSS1, whose product is annotated as exoribonuclease II. The transcript has a single exon. NCBI's taxonomy places the organism in Eukaryota, Fungi, Ascomycota, Saccharomycetes, Saccharomycetales, Saccharomycetaceae. Gene Ontology annotation, molecular function: RNA binding; 3'-5'-RNA exonuclease activity. The coding region runs from base 1 to 2880 and encodes 959 amino acids. The record is from RefSeq and is a predicted model, not a curated record.